Messenger RNA from Letharia lupina, 621 nucleotides. RefSeq lists its product as uncharacterized. The transcript has 3 exons. The record is from RefSeq and is a predicted model, not a curated record. Bases 1 to 621 code for a protein of 206 amino acids. Lineage: Eukaryota; Fungi; Ascomycota; Lecanoromycetes; Lecanorales; Parmeliaceae.
AUGGUUCUCCUCGUUGAAAAGGCCCAAGAGGCUGAUAUACAACGACUGCUCGAUAUCAUGUACGCUGCCUUCAGCAAAGACCCGUGGAAUCGCCUCAUGUAUCCAAAAAUCCCGGGUACAGAGGCCAGGGGCGCUUCCAUUGAGCGUUGGCGAGAUGAGAUCUCAAACCAUCCGACCAUGCGCUUCAUCAAGGCCGUGGACACGGACGUUGGCGAGAUCAUCGCGUUUGCCAGAUGGAAUAUUUAUGAAAUGGAAAGACCAGAGAGCGAGUGGAAACAUACGGAAGCGAGAAAGUGGGACCUAGGGACCAAUGUUGACGCCGCCAACGAAUUCUACAAUGCCAUUUGUGUAGAAAGGCAAAAGGUUAUGGGCGGAAAACCGCAUUGCUGCCUGAACAUGCUUCAUCAGCGUAGAGGUGCUGGGAGAAUGCUUCUGUGUUGGGGGCUCAAACUCGCAGACGGAUUGGGGCUCGAAGCCUAUUUGGAAGCAUCGUCGGAAGGUCACCAUCUUUACCAAAGCACGGGUUUUGUGGACGUAGAGACACUGGAUAUAGACAUGUCCAAGUAUGGCGGCCACGGCAUCCACCACUAUUUUGUCAUGACACGGAGUCCAGUAGGCUAG